This is a messenger RNA of Colletotrichum destructivum, 1332 nucleotides long. Its product is annotated as Putative HAD hydrolase, subfamily IA, phosphoglycolate phosphatase-like, domain 2, HAD superfamily. NCBI's taxonomy places the organism in Eukaryota, Fungi, Ascomycota, Sordariomycetes, Glomerellales, Glomerellaceae. The transcript has 2 exons. The record is from RefSeq and is a predicted model, not a curated record. Bases 159 to 878 code for a protein of 239 amino acids.
AUAAGCCUCCUAUUUAAAAAGAUACAUUUUGUUGGUUCGAAUAGCUUGGAAUCAGCAGGUACCCCGAAAGACCCUUGCGUCGUGUCACCGUCCUGUUAACCCCUACUUCUUUUUUUUGCGUCGUUCUGAGGCAUCCUCACCCUACUUCCUCCUUCGCCAUGGCCACCCCCAAGAAUGUUGUCUUUGACGUCGUCGGCACGCUCGUCACAUACGAGCACCUCUUCGAGGCCAUCGACGAACGUCUUGGCGAGAAGCUCCGGGCCCGGGGCAUCCAGCCCAAGCUUCUCGGCUGCUGCUGGCUCGAGGUGGCCGAGCGCGAGUACACCUAUCUCUCCAUGUCCGGCCGCUACGUCGUCUUCUACAAGGUCUUCUCGUCCCUGUUUUACCGGUGCCUGCACUACGCCGGCGUCGAGGAGCCGCGGGCGUUCGCGAGCGAUGAGGAUGUGGACUACCUGAUUGGCGAGUGGAAGAAGCUGCAGCUGCGCGAGGGGGCCGCCGAGUGCAUCGGCAAGCUCCGCGACGCCGGCUUCACCGUCUGGUGCUUCACGGCCGGGGACAUUGCCCGCGUGGGAGGCUACUUUUCCCGGGGAGGGGUCGACAUGCCCGUCGAGAACCUGCUCUCGUGCGACUCGGCUGGGCUGGCGAAGCCGACCCCAGAGGCGUACACCCCUAUCCUGAAGAGGCUAUCCGCCGGCGGGAGUACACCCUGGUUUGCGGCAGCGCAUCUGUGGGAUGCGUCAACGGCAAAGACAGUGGGAUUCAAGGCGGCAUACUGCUCCGCCCUGGAGGGAGAGGCGUUACCUGACAUCUUUGGAGAGAUGGAUGUUGUGGCAGAAACACUACCCGCUAUGGCAGACAGAAUCAUUGCUACCUUUUGAACGAGAACAGUUUUAAGCUUAUUUCAUAAUGGCUGCGGAGCAUCGCGGGAAAGGUCUUUGCUUGUGUAGUGGUUCAGGUUAUCAUCAGCACUUAAUAUUACUCAGGUCGGCGGUUCUCUUACUUUCACAUCACAUUUAGUUAUAUGGCCGCGACAAUCAGUUGACCUUUCAGAAGGUAUGAAGACGCCUCAGAAGUCAGAGUUGGUCAGCACCUCAUUCGAUGCCAUCAUCAGGUGGUGGUAGAUUUCAUCCAGCCGCCUGAACAGUCUAGACUCGGAUUACGGCUUCGCAUGUAUCCACCAGUAGUACGUCGUCAGUAGAAGAGGAGAUCAUAUCGGAGUGCUACAUGACCGUUCAGGAAACACUUCCGUGAUUGCGCUUUUGGCUGGCCACGCGCCAAUAGUGUCGUAUGUCUUAUAUUACAUAGAUCACCACGCAGAACAGCACUAUGGAC